CAUUUUAUUUCCUUUUUCCCAGAAAAAUCAAUUGAAUAGCGGCCACUGAUACAGAAUUUCGUUACUUAAAGUAUGGUUAGGUCUCAAAAUACAGCUUUCAAUACUUUGCUGCUUAGUUAAAUUAGAGAAGAUGACUCGAAAAGUCAAAGUAGAGCAAUCCAGUUUCUGAUGGAUGGAGGUCUAACACUGUUACACAUCAAAUGUUGCAAAAUCUGGAAUGCAUCAGUAAAAUACUGUCUAAUGGACUAUGGGAAUAGAAUUCCGUUCCAUGCAACAAUGAAUCUCUUCAUUGAAACUUUAACUGGUACUUGUUUUGAACUUCGAGUCUCACCCUUCGAAACAAUUUUAUCAGUGAAAGCAAAAAUUCAACGUUUGGAAGGAAUUCCAAUUUCUCAGCAGCAUCUUAUAUGGGAAGGUACAGAGUUAGAUGAUGACUUUUGUCUUCAUGAUUAUAGGAUAAAAGACAGCUGUAUGCUAAAAUUGGUUUUAGCUAUGAGAGGUGGCCCAAUAAACACAAGAAGAAUUGCCAUGGACGAACCUAGUAUCCUUGAUAUGGCUGAUUAUAUAGAUGCUAAUCAAGAGGAAUUGCUUGAAGAACUUUCUGUUUCACCUAGUACUGGUAGAGGGGAAAAUAAUUCACAGGUAACACUACUGGUCUACAGAAACGGAGAUCAAAUCAAUUUCUUUCGAGUUGUUGACCGAGGUGAUGGUGCCCUUUCACCAGUAUCAGAAUCUUUUAGUGGCACCUCAUAUUCCGAAAUUGAUGAUGUCGCAGAAAUGACAAGUAAGCAAACAAGAACUUUGUCUCGGUUGAUUGAAAAUCGAAUAACAGCAUCAAAAAUGAAACAUCUUCAAAAUAGAAUGCACGACCUACAAGUGAAAGAUAAUUCUUCUGUAAUGAAGAUGGCGUCCACAAGUACAACAUCAAAAAUAGAGAAAGUCGGAAACCCACUACCCAAAUUGGACAGAAUAAAGAGAAACAAAUUGGAUCAAAUUAAAACAUCGUCCGCAAUAGAGCAAGAAGUCAUUUAUGAUUCUGAAGAAGAAAAAUUUCCUGAACCCUCAGAUGAUUCAGAUCGAAAAAGUCCAAGAACGGAGCGCUUAUUGAAAGUUUUAAAUGGACAAAAGUCGAACAGCACAACAUCACAACAAAAAACUUCUGUCGCACCUCCAUUAAAGUCAGCAUCAAGUCGAUUCUCUCACACUAUGACAUCUAAAAUGGCAUUCAAUCGCCAUGAUAUGUAUCUUCGUUCAUAUGGUCUGUUGCCACCUCAGCCUCCUCAAGAUGAGAUGGUUGAAAAUCCGAUCACAGAAUCAAGAACAACUGCAGGCUUGACAACCUCAUCGAUCACCUCAAAUGGUGCCACCGGUAUCACCAAAACAGAAGGCAAGAUUUUGCAACCAAAUCCACCUUACACAGCAAACACGAGCACCCAUUCGUGGUGUAGACGUUUCAAAACGCCUACAAGAGGAAAUAAAUAUCACUCACACCAUACAAGCUUGAUAAACUCCGAACUGAAACCAUUAGCGCCCACUGUGAAAAAUAAUUCUACUGCUACUUCAGAAACCAUUGUUCAAGCAAGCCAAGCCACUAGGAGAGAGUUAGCUCUUCCUCCCGUGCCUCAGUUACCCCCCUUGACAACGUCUAACGUUUGUCGAUCAGCAAGAACUGAUAGGAUUAGGGAUCCUGCAUUGGUUUCCAAAACUGACUUGUAUACAAAACUAAUAUCUGGGGAAUCAGCACUUAAAACAACCUCAGAUCACAAGGAUAUCAAAGACACAGUUCCGUUACCCUUACCUCUUGGAUAUACUGGUAUUGUAAAUGCUACAAAGACCAAAGAUAUGAAACGCCAAGAUUUCAAUGAAAAGCCAACAGUUUUGUCCAAAGUUAUGCCAUUGGGAGUUACAGUUUCUGAAACACCUCUUAUCAAACCAGACCAUAAUUUUUUAUUCGGUCCCAAUGAUGAUCAUGAUCAUAUGACAAAUGGUAGAGCCAAACACUCCACAUCUAAUCCAUCUAUACCAGCGGGCCUCAAGAACAAACGAGUCGAUUUUGAUGGCGACGUAACAUCAUUGGACGUUGAUUGCCUCAGAGCACUCUCUUGUUAUUCACGAAAAUCUCCCCAUUCUCCCAAUAGUAUACUCCCUCCUGUAAGGCCUCUCGUUAUUAAAAAGAAAAAGUGUGUUUGGUGUGGAAAGAAAACUGGUCUUGCUACAUCUUACACUUGCAGAUGUGGGAAGAACUUCUGUGCCACACAUCGAUAUGCUGAAACACAUGAUUGCACUUUUGAUUACAAGUCUAGUGGAAGGCAGUUGUUAAAAGAGAACAACCCCAUUGUGACUGCACCAAAACUGCCUAAAAUUUAAGAUUUUUUGCCGAUUUUGUUUUUGAUAAUUGUGUGAAAUUAAUAUCGAUAUUGUUAGUUUUUUCCAUUGAAACAUGUUUUCAAGUAUU
This is a messenger RNA of Styela clava, 2455 nucleotides long. Its product is annotated as AN1-type zinc finger protein 4-like. Lineage: Eukaryota; Metazoa; Chordata; Ascidiacea; Stolidobranchia; Styelidae. The record is from RefSeq and is a predicted model, not a curated record. Gene Ontology annotation, molecular function: zinc ion binding; protein binding.